Molecule: messenger RNA, 820 nt
Organism: Quercus lobata
Lineage: Eukaryota; Viridiplantae; Streptophyta; Magnoliopsida; Fagales; Fagaceae
Product: HVA22-like protein e
Exons: 5
Coding region: 172-591 (139 amino acids)
Source: RefSeq, a predicted model, not a curated record
ACAUUACCCACUUUUUUGCCACCUGAUUUGUCUUUAUUAAUAUCUCUCUGUCUGAGUACUGUUUUUCUUAUUUGACAUUGAUCUUUCACCACCACCACCACACCUUCUUCACUUUACUCACCAACAAAUACUUUGCUUUGUUUCUUGCAUUCACACUUGAAGAAGAGAAUAAUGGGGAAAUUCUGGACUUUCGUCACUCAGGUUCAUUCAGUUUCUGGGCCGGUGGUAACAUUGCUGUACCCCUUAUAUGCAUCAGUGGUGGCCAUAGAGAGCACAGAAAAACUGGAUGAUGAGCAGUGGCUUGCUUAUUGGAUCAUAUACUCAUUCCUCACUCUCAUGGAGAUAGUUCUCCAACCCGCUUUAGAGUGGUUACCAAUAUGGUAUGAUGUGAAGCUUAUGUUCGUGGCAUGGCUGGUUCUACCACAGUUCAAAGGCGCAGCUUUCUUAUAUGAGAGAUAUGUGAGGGAACAAAUAAGGAAAUAUAGAGGGGUGAGAGAUCAACCACACCACACGUCCCCUACUGUCAACAAGGGCAAGCACAAGUUUAUGGAUUUCAUCACCCCCAAGAAAGGAGAGCAUGAGGCAUAUUGAAGAAGAAAAGACAAGCAUGAGACAUUAUAGUCUUAUAGAUAUGAAUUGUCUUCCUGCUGCUUUCUGUGGAUCUUCUUCUUCAACCUUUCACUUUUAUAUAUACUUUUCCUCUUUUGCCGUUUUGAGUAUAUUUUACUCUUUGUACAAGUUUGUAACGUUGUAACAUUCAAGGCUUCUAUGACUUUCUUAUAUGUUUAUUAUGAAAUCGAAAGCAGACUUACUUAAGCCA